GUUUGACGCAAGACAUGUUGGAGCAGUCGACGGAAGAAAUUGACACAGAACGGGUGGAGUUGUGAUUGACCUUCUCCGUUAUGAAGUUGGUUGUUUAGCUUCAAAUCAAAACUAUAACUUACAUAAAUAUGGUUUACAUAUCAGCAGGUGGACAAGUAGUCCAAAAUGAUGGUUGGUCAAUCCAGAAAGUCAAAAGAACAUUCUGGAAUUUUGUAGAUGGUGUUCUACUCUUUUUCCAGACCCUUAUAAGUCCUGCAUCAAAUCGAAGAGGCAGUAGAUAUGUUACACAGUAUGGCGCACCUGGAUCAAGUGGGAGGUCUCAAAGACGUAUAGGAAGGCCAGGAAAUGUAAGUGGAGUAGCUGCACCUCCUUGUGGAGCUGGAGGAGGAUGAGGUUAAAGUUUGACCAUGAUUGAAAAAUUAUAGGUCUGACUACUUCCGCACAGCCAAUUCCUGCUUAAGUUGUUGAGCAAAAUGAAAUGGUAAUAUCAAACCCUUUCUGGGAGAAUUUCCAUAGAUGUAAGAAAUGGCUUGUGUGAAAAUGCAUCUUAACAAAUACAAACAGAAUUUUAUUUGUGAA
Molecule: messenger RNA, 579 nt
Organism: Daphnia carinata
Lineage: Eukaryota; Metazoa; Arthropoda; Branchiopoda; Diplostraca; Daphniidae
Product: selenoprotein K-like
Exons: 4
Coding region: 129-392 (87 amino acids)
Biological process (GO): calcium ion transport; endoplasmic reticulum calcium ion homeostasis
Cellular component (GO): Golgi apparatus; endoplasmic reticulum membrane
Source: RefSeq, a predicted model, not a curated record